Molecule: messenger RNA, 1145 nt
Organism: Galendromus occidentalis (western predatory mite)
Lineage: Eukaryota; Metazoa; Arthropoda; Arachnida; Mesostigmata; Phytoseiidae
Product: fork head domain transcription factor slp2
Exons: 2
Coding region: 1-975 (324 amino acids)
Biological process (GO): regulation of transcription by RNA polymerase II
Cellular component (GO): nucleus
Molecular function (GO): sequence-specific double-stranded DNA binding; DNA-binding transcription factor activity
Source: RefSeq, a predicted model, not a curated record
AUGAUGUCUUUCGACCAAACUGUGGAAGUGCGCAAACCGAAGAAACUCACAUCGUUCAGCAUUUCAUCGUUGAUCGACACGGAUUCCGACGAUGAAGAAGUGGCCGAACUCAAAGUUGAGAGCUCAGAUCCCGUGUCAGAGGAUCUGGACGACGACGCAUCGGUGAUAACUUCCCUGGCAAGUCCCACGCAUUCCUCGAUGAGGGCGAGUGGCACGCCAACGACGACGGGAGGUAACGGGAAGGACGUGCAGUCCGAACCGGGACUUCCGGAACCGGAGCUGAAAACGCUCCCCGACACCUGGAAAAAGUCGAAAGAGAAGCCUCCGUUCAGCUACAACGCUCUGAUCAUGAUGGCGAUUCGGCAAUCGAGUGAGAAACGGCUCACUUUGAACGGAAUUUACGAGUACAUCAUGAAGAACUUUCCCUACUACCGUGAGAACAAGCAAGGAUGGCAAAACUCGAUCAGACACAACCUUUCUUUGAAUAAGUGCUUUAUCAAAGUUCCUCGGCACUACGACGACCCUGGCAAAGGUAACUAUUGGAUGCUGGACCCAAGUGCUGAUGACGUUUUCAUCGGGGGCACAACUGGAAAGCUACGUAGAAGAACAGCCCCCGCGACUAGGAAUCGCCUCGCUCUCCUGCGGAGGAAUCCCGCCGCGUUGCAGGCAGCAGCGUUCGCGGCAACUUCUCAUCUGAUGGGCGCAAAUCCCUAUUAUCCCGGUCAACCUUGGCACAACGCAGCCGCUGCCCUGGCAGCAGCGUAUCAGAGUGCCGUAGUCUCAAAACUGAAUCAUCCGCAACAACUGCCAAAGAGUCUCCUGCCGCCUCAGCUGCCGCUUUCACAGUCGAUGGCAGGUCCGCAAAUGGAUAGAAUAUCGCCGUUUGCGUUGUAUCCAUCGCAUCUUUAUCUCCAACAGCAACGAUCGUUGCUCCAACGGAUGCAAAGUCACGAAGACCUCAACCAUGGAAGAUGAGGGCUUUUUUCAUUGUUCCUGCCCCUGCCGCAAUAGUUUCUUGAUCUCAUGUGAUGAUGCAAUACAGUGUAAAUAUCCAGUGGAGUACCGUCGACGAUCACGUUAGCUCCUCGACGAGGAGAAAGUGAGGAUUGUUGUACAUAGAAGCUGUAAAUAGAAGUCAUUAGGAG